Cydia strobilella is the source of this 4629-nucleotide messenger RNA. RefSeq names its product cytochrome c oxidase assembly factor 6 homolog. The transcript is spliced from 6 exons. The record is from RefSeq and is a predicted model, not a curated record. Bases 163 to 4590 code for a protein of 1475 amino acids. Lineage: Eukaryota; Metazoa; Arthropoda; Insecta; Lepidoptera; Tortricidae. Gene Ontology annotation, biological process: mitochondrial ATP synthesis coupled electron transport; respiratory chain complex IV assembly; tRNA methylation. Gene Ontology annotation, cellular component: mitochondrion; respiratory chain complex IV; cytosol.
UGACAUACUAUAUACUAUCUCAGAGAUAGUUUAAGGUUAUGCGAUAUCGCUAAACAGAAUAAGGAAGAUUGUUGCGAAAACUAAAAUAAAUUGAGACUUGCUCUCUCAGGCGAUAUUAUCACAACUUCUUAAGCAAAUACGCAAUGAAAAAUUGAAUGUGUGAUGGAGGACUUAACACAGAAAUUGCUUCAGGCAAAAACACUUACUAAUGCAUUGAUACAGGCAAUGUUUAUAUCUGCAAAGAAUCUUCAGUCAGCAGAACAGAAUAGUGAAACAUGGGAUAGAGUAACACAAGUUUUUUGGCUGCAAUUACAAUCAGGGCUUCUCAAGUUAGAUGACCAGUUACUGUGUUCAACAUGUUUAUACACCAUCAUUCCUUUGACUGGAAAAGAAGAGUUCUAUUUAAAGGAAGUAUUACAAGGCAUUGAUCAUGAAAUAAACCAGAGGAAAAGUGAUGUGAUGAUAAACCCAAAGACAACAUGGGCAGUGUCUUUGAUGUAUGGAAUGUUUCAAUCCAACUUUUUAACUAAAUCCAGUAAGGCUAAUCCAACUUUAGAGGUUCUUCUGAAUUCUAUUAUUGAUUUGCUCAUUCAGAUGGCAUAUGAUUACUCAAGGAACACUUUUAUUGUAUUCAAAACAAUAAGUUCUUACAAGAAAGUAUGUGGGACACAAAUUCAAGAUUGCAUAUUUACAAAAAGUAAUCAAGUUAGAUUGUUAAAUUUAGUGAAUCAUAAUUGGGAAAACCCUAUCACAGGGGUGAGGGAUCUAAAUAAAACUAUAUUCCAGACACUGAUAUCUCUAAUGGAUGAUACAAUAUACCAAAGUGUUGUUAAAGAAAUUAAUAGAUUUUAUUGGAAUAAAGCUAAGUAUUUAAUGCUUGCAGAACUGAUAGGACAAUGCAAAGGGAAUAUCUCAAAUUUUAUGAAAGAAAGUGAUUGGUUAACUGGCUUAUCAAGCAGCUUAGAAAAACCAGGUUUAGUUUCAGCAGGAACUGAUAUGUAUUUCGCAAUUUUGAAGAACACGACCACUGAAGAUGAUUGGAUCCAAAUGUUCUUGCCAACUGUUGACCGAAUUUUAAAUGGGGAAAGUACAAAACCAAUUGAACAUUUUAACAACUACUGGUGCUUACAAACCUUCAAAAAGUUUCCAUCUUUAGUAAAUCAGUUUGAAGUUAUAUUUGAAAAUAUUGAAGAUAUAGAAAGAAAACUGUAUAACAGCUUGUCUAUUUUGAAACAAGCAAAUAAGCUUGGACUUGUUCAGAAGAAUUGGAAUUCAACAGAUUACAGUUUACUUCAAUCAAUGGUGUUGCAAGGAAUUAAACAUAGCAAUGUGGAUAUAAGGAUGGCUGCAUUUGAUAUUAUUUGCGAAUUUCAAGGAAAAACGAUACCUAGUCAAUUAGAAUUCGAUCUUGUAUUAAAUUAUGUAAAAAAUAAUAUAAACUCUGACUGUACUGUACUGAGACUUGGCAUGUUGAAGUGCCUUAAAAAUUUCUUGAUGCAAAAUCAUGCUGCUUUUACCACACAUUGUAAAAAUAACGAGCCUGUGGACUUGCAAUAUCUUCAAAAAUUCUUGAUAGCCUUGCAAGAACUUGUUGUUUCGAAUUUAAAUGUAAAGGGCAAUUAUCAAAGAAAGAUUACAUCUGUAAAGGUAUGCAGUAUUGUGUGGGAGUGCUUGAUCGACAUACCAAAAAACAAAAAGAAUCAAACUAGACACAGUGACACAACUUUGUAUAAAAUGUUACAUGAUGACGGGAAAUGGCUACUAUCAGACGAAGCAUUUGUUAAAAAGUUAAUAAGCUUCCUACAGGACCCAUCAGAUGAUAUAAGAGAAAAUGUAGUGCAUUUACUUUUAAAUUAUUACUCACCUGCCUUCAAGAAAACAAACUUAUUGAUAAAUCAUGUAAUAGAUGAAGCAUUGAAAAGUAUUGGGGGCAAAUUUUUCUAUGAAAUCAGUUGUGGUCAAAGCAUGUUUAAAUUCAUUGUUAGUAUUCUGUUAAAAGAAAAACUUGAUCUAGCCACUUUCAAAACUGUUGAAGAUGUUUUUACUUUUGCAUUUAAUGAGCUGACUAAUGAACACGAGUUAAACAGGGAUAUUUUAGAGUCAAUUGAAAACGGAAAACAGUUACACUCCUUCAUGGAUAUAAUGCUAGUUGUGUUAGAUGUCUGUGACCAGAAGUCUUAUAACUUUAAGAUAUCGAAUGAAGAAAUAAUUAGGCUUCUUAAAACAUUGGACAAUAUAUCAAAUCACUUUGUCUGGGAGGAAAAUUCAUCAAGUUCAGACUUUUCUAAAAUGAAUGAUAUGGUGGAGCAGAUCAUUUAUAAAUCGGGGUUCACGUCAAAAGAUGACAAAGAUAACACGAAGAUAUCUGGUAUUCAUCAAAUGGUCCUGAACUGUAUUUGGCUAAAUGUUAAGGCAUGCUGUGAUUUGGCAUCGUUGAUGAUUCGGCACUGUGAUCAAGUACAGUAUAUAGAAAAAUUCCUCACCAUAAUAACUCGCGUUUUGGAAAGUUCACGCCAUAAAGGAGCUAUUGAAGCUGCGGGCGCUGCUCUUGGUCAAGCCAUGCAAUAUUUAACAUCCCUACCCGAUGAAGUGGACAUUUCUUGCAUUCCUCAUGUGUUGCUCAAAAACAAGCUUAAAGAGUUGAUAACGGAAGCCAGUAAAAUGGCCUCUAUAACCAGGCGAGGUGCUGGAUUAUCUAUUAUGGUCCACAGAAUAGUAUCCAGUGACAUGAAAAAGGGAAAGGUAAGAUCAUUAAAAUAUUCAACUUUUGUGACUUGUAUUCUAGGUGUGUUUCUAAAAAAAAAAAAUAUAUAUUGUCUUUUACAGCCUUUAUUUCAUUACUUUAUGAACAUGAUAUUGGAAACCUGCAGUCAUUCCGAAGACCUACCUGACAAAUUACAUGGGAAUACAGAUAUUGAAAACGAAAAAGAUCUGCCAAAAGCCAUCUACAUUCACUUUUUGACAAGAAUAGUUGUAGAUAGCAGUAUAGCUUCUGAUGUUAUGUACUACUCACCACAAUUGGCCAAACUUGCAUUUGAUAAUUUGACGAGUCCCCAUUGGCAAAUAAGAAAUGCUGCUCUUCAACUAUAUGGUGCUUUAGUUCCAAAAUUAAUAGGCCAGAAAAAAGCAUCUGGGACAGGAGAUGAGACCAUAGCUACAGUGGCAUGUGAUGAAAUACGCACGCAUUCACCGAAAUUAUGGAUGUACAUUAAUCAUCAACUCGGAAACAUCAGUACAUCUGAUAAAGUACUGUCACAUUCCAAUUUAGUGCCCAUACUGAAUAUGUUGGCGAAUAGUGCUAUGAGGUACAAUUUUUCCUCUGACACGACAGAGGAAACGUCAACUCAUUCAAACUUAUUACAAAGCUUAUUUUGUCUUUUGGAUAGCCCUAUCUACACUGUAAGACGUCUCACUGCCAAAUCCAUAUUUAACAUUUUCUCAUUUGAUGUGAUUUAUGAAUCAUUGUUGAAACAGGGACUAAUAUCUGAAAACUUUUUGCAUGGAGUGUUGAUAUUGUUGGCACAUUGCUACAAACAUUAUAAUGACAAAGGGACAAAUGCUGAGUUCCAAAUGACAAAGCACACUUUUCAGAGUAAACUUUACAAAGGCAGGCAUUCCUAUUUAUGUAAGGAACUGUAUGAAGAUAUUUUUAAAUUUAAUGUGAGUGUUGAUAUAUUACUGGAUACUAUGACAGAAUUAGAUGCCAAUGGUUAUGCCCCCGGAAUUCACUCUUGGGCAAACGCGCGAGUAAGAAAAUGUGUGAGAAAUAUUUCUUGGUAUGAAAUAUCAUGUGUGAUAGAAAUAUUUGCAAAUAGAACUGGAUUUGAGAACUGUUGUAAAGUUCUGUUAGACAAAAUAAAAUGUGACAAUGAAGAAAUUCCUAAAGAUGUGUUAAAAAAUAUUGCAGAAUUAUUAUUGGCAUGUAGUAAUAAAUAUAGCAGUAGUGAAAUAUGGAAAAUUCUCUAUAUGAUAUCUCAAUUAGUAGAAAUAAAUUGUUGUACUGCACCUUUACUGGAAGCAAUACAAACCAAUGGUCAUACAUAUAAAUUGCGCUACUUACUGCCAUUUACUGUAAGAAUUUUGUUAGUUAAAAAUGAUGAAAAUGGGGUUGUAUAUUUGUCAGCCGAAAUUUUAAAAUUAUGCGACCCGGAGUCUGUUGAUAUAGAAAUGAGAUACAUUGCAGCAUUAGCAAAUAAUGAAUUAUCAAGUUCAUUCCAUAGAUUAUCAGAUGCUGUAAAAGUUACCAUGAUCAAGUCAGCCAUUAUCCUUUUACAAGACGAAGAUGAGGAUGUAAGGAUAUUGAGCACCAUUUUCUAUAAAAAUAUUAGCCAAUCAAAAAUACUACCUCACCCAUACAUAUGUUUGCAAAAAUUAUUGGAGCCUAAGCUUUUGUAUAGUGUUUUAUCAAAACCUCAAACAGGAAUGAACACAAUCAGUCAAGAUUUAACAGCACUUCUAACUAAAACUAAUAGUAUAAAUGCAAGUGACAGCUACAAUCCUUUUGCUAAUGAUUCUAAGAAUAUCUAUUUAGAAGUAGAGAUUUUGCAACAACUACUACACAAUUUAAAUGUAAGUAUGUCAAUAACCUAAUACCUUGGUACUAAAUAAAUGUUUUUGACGGGUUUGAAA